CAUGCGCCGUGCGCGCGACCGGUGGGGACGUCGAGGCCGGUUUCGCUUUCGUCGCCACGAGCCGAGCGCGCGCGGAGACGCCCGACCAGUGCCGAUCGAACCGCUGUCAGGGAGCGCAGUGCCCCGCUUAGCUUCCAUUGACUAUUUCCUGCUAUUUCGCUUCAAAUAGUGUUCAUGUAGUGUUUCGUGCUAAUACCGGACAAAAACAUCGCAAUCUUCAACGAAAUUAAUAUUUUGCACGAGUCUUCGCUUACGUAGUUAAAUUAGUACUUUAAGUGAUGCCUAAUUAAAAAUGGACAUAGUAUUUUUCUAACGACGAGGUGUUAAUUAUGCGGCGCUAAUCAGCCCUAAGUGGUUUCUGUCGAACCCGACGUUUGAGACGUACUCCAGUCGCAUUCGAGGGUCGCAAAGACGGACUCGGAGCACGACGUACUCGUGUGGCUCGCGCGGAGGGAGUACCUGCUAAGAACCAUGCCGACCACCAUCCAGGAGAACAUCGCGCUGCUCAACAUGAUGUCCUCGGACAACUUCGACGACGACCUCAAGAGCGUCCAGCUGCACAGCCCCUCCGACAGGCGACUACACAGCGACGGCGCAUGCGUCGAGGAGAAGGUUAGGACUUCCCGUGGGGAAAUCCUGGUGGCUGUGCGAGGCGACCGCAGCAAAAGAGCCAUCAUCACCUACCACGACCUCGGCCUCAACUAUGCCGCCAACUUUCAGGCCUUCUUCAACUUUGUGGACAUGCGAGCCGUCCUCAACCAGUUCUGUAUAUACCACAUCAACGCCCCGGGCCAGGAGGAGGGCGCGGCGACGCUGCCGGAGGACUACACCUACCCCACGAUGGACGGGCUCGCCUCGCAGAUAGACUUCGUCCUGGGGCACUUCGGCAUCAGAUCCUUCAUAGGGUUCGGGGUCGGGGCCGGCGCGAACGUUCUGGCGCGCUACGCCCUGGCGAACCCCCAGCGGGUUGACGCACUUGUCCUCAUAAACUGCACGUCGACGCAGUCCGGCUGGACGGAGUGGCUGUACCAGAAGAUAAACACGCGGCAGCUGCGAGCGAACGGGAUGACUCAGGGCGCCCUGGACUACCUAAUGUGGCACCACUUCGGCCGGAGCACCGAAGACCGGAACCACGACCUGGUGCACGUGUACAAAGACUGCUUCUCGCACGUUAACCCGGUGAACCUGUCGAUGUUCAUCGAGUCCUACCUGCGGCGGAGCGACCUGGGGAUCUCGCGAGACAACAACUCGAUCAAGGUGCCGGUGCUGAACGUGACGGGGGCGCUGUCGCCGCACGUCGACGACACCGUGACGUUCAACGGCCGCCUGGAGCCGGCCAAGACGUCGUGGCUGAGCAUCUCGGACUGCGGCAUGGUGCUCGAGGAGCAGCCCGGCAAGAUCGCGGAGGCCUUCAAGCUGUUCCUCCAGGGGGAGGGGUACUGCAGAUAGUCGGCUCGUGGGGGGAACUCACGUUUAAAGUCGCUAUUGAAUAGUUGCACGACGCUUUACCACACGCGAGCUUUUACUUGUUGCAGACAUUGGACCGUAGACAAAAAUUGUUAAAAAAUGAGAAAUUGUUUUUAGAUAAUAUUUAUUAUUGUAAUAAAUUUAUUUUAAUG
Aricia agestis (brown argus) is the source of this 1619-nucleotide messenger RNA. Its product is annotated as protein NDRG3-like. Bases 472 to 1449 code for a protein of 325 amino acids. Gene Ontology annotation, biological process: signal transduction. Gene Ontology annotation, cellular component: cytoplasm. Lineage: Eukaryota; Metazoa; Arthropoda; Insecta; Lepidoptera; Lycaenidae. The transcript has a single exon. The record is from RefSeq and is a predicted model, not a curated record.